CCCCCAGCACACCAGUCUUGAUUCCCAAGCCCCUGGACAUGCAACAACCCCUGUACUCUCUUUCUCUCCCUCCUGCCUCGAAUCGACGGCCGCAGAUGGCGUAUCCCUUCAUCCGACGCUCCACAUCGCACCUCACCUUAAAUUCCCCAAUAUUUUUCCCCAUUUGCCGUUAACGUAGGGUUCCCUUUCGAUAAAACACCCGCACCGAACUCCCUCCCCCAUUUUUUUGCCUUUUCCCUACGCGCCGAUAGAGAGAUUCUUCUCCAUUUUUCCUUGUCAAUUUUCUCGGGAAAGAAGAAAGAGCACAGCUUAAUCAUGGCGAAAGGCCCCGGUCUCUACUCCGACAUCGGCAAGAGAGCCAGAGAUCUUCUCUACAAGGAUUAUCAGAGCGACCACAAGUUCACCAUCACUACCUACACUUCCACCGGAGUUGCCAUCACUUCUACGGGAAUCAAGAAAGGAGAGUUUUUUUUGGCUGAUGUGAGCACUCAACUGAAGAACAAGAACAUCACCACUGAUGUGAAAGUGGACACCAACUCCAAUCUGCUUACUACCAUUACUGUUGAUGAACCUGCUCCUGGGCUCAAGACAAUAUUUAGCUUUAUUGUUCCUGACCAGAGAUCUGGGAAGGUGGAACUUCAAUACCAGCAUGAGUAUGCUGGGAUAAGCACAAGUAUAGGGUUGACUGCAAAUCCCAUUGUUAAUUUCUCUGGAGUGGUUGGAACCAACGUUCUUGCUCUUGGAACUGAUCUCUCCUUCGACACUGCCACUGGAAACUUUACUAAGUGCAAUGCUGGAUUUAGUUUCACGAAUGCUGAUCUUAUUGCAUCCUUGACUUUGAACGAUAAGGGCGAUACCCUCAGUGCUUCCUACUAUCAUACGGUCAGCCCGCUAACCAACACUGCUGUUGGGGCAGAGCUGUCUCACAGCUUUUCAAGCAACGACAACAUGCUUACCAUCGGGACUCAGCACGCACUUGACCCAUUGACCUUGGUGAAGGCUCGGGUUAACAACUAUGGCAGGGCAAGUGCUCUCAUCCAGCACGAGUGGCGCCCAAGAUCCCUGUUCACUAUCUCAGGGGAGGUCGACACGAGAGCCAUUGAGAAGAGCGCCAAAAUUGGGCUGGCCUUGGCUUUGAAGCCAUAGACUGAAGUCCGGGUUGCUCUCAUUUUAUGGGUUAAAAACACUGUUUCUGUUCUCACGGAA
This is a messenger RNA of Rhodamnia argentea, 1206 nucleotides long. RefSeq names its product mitochondrial outer membrane protein porin of 36 kDa. The transcript has 6 exons. Gene Ontology annotation, molecular function: voltage-gated monoatomic anion channel activity. Gene Ontology annotation, cellular component: mitochondrial outer membrane. NCBI's taxonomy places the organism in Eukaryota, Viridiplantae, Streptophyta, Magnoliopsida, Myrtales, Myrtaceae. The record is from RefSeq and is a predicted model, not a curated record. The coding region runs from base 316 to 1146 and encodes 276 amino acids. Gene Ontology annotation, biological process: monoatomic anion transmembrane transport.